UUUCUGUGUCCCAUGAAGAACUACAUGUCCCAAACUGCACUGCUACACCUGAACUUUGUUAGAAUCCAUAUGUUUCUCAGCGAACAACUGCUGACAUCUACACACUAGAACCGCCUGACUGCUGUUUUCUAUCAAUCUUGGGUGACUAAGGUCUGGCUUGAGUGUCUCUCUCUCUUUUUCUCUCUCACUCUCUGCUUUCUCCCUCCCUUACUCUUUCUCGCCAGAGUCCUCGGGCCGCACACAACUCUACCUGAAGUCGUGCAAAGAAAGAGAAGCAGGAAGAUUCGAUUUGACUGAGUUGUGCAGCCAUGUUUGCUCUUGGCUUCUUCCUGUUGGCUGGACUGCUAUGUCAAAGUUUGGCUCAAUACGAUUACUAUGAUGAAUACUAUGUGCCCUCCGCACCACUGGAGGGAGUAUCGUCUCCCACUUGCGCCCAGGAGUGCGAAUGUCCCCUCAGCUUCCCCACAGCCAUGUACUGCAACGAGCGCAACUUGAAGUUCAUCCCUAUCGUGCCGACCGGCAUCAAAUACCUCUACCUGCAGAACAACUACAUUGAGGAGAUCAAGGCCGGCGUGUUCGAUAACGUCACCGACCUUCGCUGGCUCAUCCUCGACAACAACAACAUCACCAGCGACAAGAUCCAGGCUGGUACCAUUGAUAAACUCACCAAACUUGAGAAGCUCCUCUUCAGUCAUAACAAGCUGACCAAACCCCCCAGUCCUCUUUCGAAGUCUCUGGAUGAGUUGAAGUUGAUCGGCAACCAGCUGAGCUCGUUCCCUGCUGGCACCUUGUCUGGGAUGGAAAACCUGACCACCCUCCACCUGUCCAAGAACAAGCUGACCACCGAGAGUGUCACGGGUGCCUUCAAAGGCCUGAAGUCCCUGGUUCUGCUGGACGUGAGCGAGAACAAGCUCAAGAAGCUUCCCUCGGGAGUUCCAGCUUCGCUUUUGAUGCUCUACGCCGACAAUAACGAAAUCGACAGCGUUCCUGGCGGCUACCUGGCCAAGCUCCCAGUCCUGCAGUACCUGCGUGUCUCUCACAACAAGCUGGUGGACUCUGGCAUCCCUGCAGGUGUGUUCAACGUGUCCUCUCUCCUCGAGCUCGACCUGUCUUUUAACAAGCUGAAGACCAUCCCGGAGAUCAACGAAUCGCUCGAGCACCUCUACCUGCAAGUCAACGAGAUAAACAAGUUUGACCUGACGAAUAUCUGCAAGUUCAGCUCCCCGGUCAACUACUCUAGACUGAGGACCCUGCGCUUGGAUGGAAACAACAUCACACACAGCAGUAUGCCAGACGACACGGCUAACUGCCUACGCCAGGCUUCAGAGAUCAUCUUUGAUUAGAGUUACAUCCCGCCAGUAGUUUAGCAAUCAAAUUAAGGCUGUUGCUCUUUUUAGACACUUUGAUUGACAUCUGCACGUCUUUAAUCAUGAUCCCGGCAAGCACAUCUGGUUACAUGCACGCUGACGACAAUAUUUUCUCUCUAAAACACAUCUGUAUGAAAAAAUGGGCACCAGUAGUCUGGGAUCUUGAAAAUCUGCACAUAAAAUAUCAGUCUUGUAUACUGUAUAAAGAGUAGUAGUCGAAAUAGACUAUAUAUUCCUAUCUAAAGAGAGACACAGGUGCAAAUUGUGAAUAGUCCAGUUGUGCACUCUGUAGGAUGUCAUCUAACUGCAUCUUAAUAUUUCCGCAUGUUAAAUACCUUACUCAUUCAAAAUUGUAAUCAUGUUAUUAAUAAGCCUGCCGGUAAGGAAAUUAGAUUGUUUAGAGUACAAGUUAUGGAAAAUAACUAUCUAAUUGUAUAUAAAUGUGCAGCAAUGUUGAAGAAUAUCUAGAAUUCAACUGACAUUUAAAUGCACGCAAAACUGAAAAAAAAAGAAAUUGCUGGACACUGAGUGAAUUUGCUGAAUCUAAAGCAAAUAUAAAGAUUGUUUAAUAUUUAACUGAGGAAUUUCAGUGCCAAAAUGUUGUAUUAAUAGUAAAUUAGUACCAGCUUGAAUUUCUAAACUCUGCCAACAUUUAUACCAUAUUUUAUCUGCAUGCAGUUCAUCUUAUUUUGUAACAGUGAUUGUUUUCAUUUCUAUGGUAAACAACAUUUAAUUUUUUUUUAUGUAUUCAAUACACCAUUUCACAUCAUCACAAUGUUAGUCAAAUCAUUGAACCACAAGGUUUACUUUGGCAGACUGUUGUAAAAGUUGUAACUUCCCUGAUUUGUUGUUUUAUUUUGUUUUAAAAAUACUAAAACAGUUUGUUCAUCUUUACUUGAAUAAACCAGAUUUCUUACAUGUG
Messenger RNA from Labeo rohita (rohu), 2289 nucleotides. It is a transcript of the gene lum, whose product is annotated as lumican. Gene Ontology annotation, molecular function: protein binding. The record is from RefSeq and is a predicted model, not a curated record. The coding region runs from base 309 to 1343 and encodes 344 amino acids. The transcript has 3 exons. NCBI's taxonomy places the organism in Eukaryota, Metazoa, Chordata, Actinopteri, Cypriniformes, Cyprinidae.